Molecule: messenger RNA, 1252 nt
Organism: Sitophilus oryzae (rice weevil)
Lineage: Eukaryota; Metazoa; Arthropoda; Insecta; Coleoptera; Curculionidae
Product: 52 kDa repressor of the inhibitor of the protein kinase-like
Exons: 5
Coding region: 237-1103 (288 amino acids)
Molecular function (GO): sequence-specific DNA binding
Source: RefSeq, a predicted model, not a curated record
UUCGGUACAUUUUUUCCAAACUCCGUACAUUUUUCAACAAAUUUUAGUACAAUCUAAAAAACCCUGCGGCAGCCGGCAACACUGCUCGUGUUUCAUUUGACAGUUGAUGGCUGUUUGAUAAUUUUUGUGUUCCUGUUGUGUGUAUUUGCGUUAUUCUCUUGUUAGUAAUAUUCUUUGCAUUCUCUUAUUAGUAAUAUUCUCAAACUUUUGUUGUGUUGUGAACAAAUAGACUGAAAAUGUGGGCUAUUUGUGCUUUUCGCAACUGCCGUUAUAACUUCGGCUCUGGGAUAUCUAUGUUUGGUUUCCCGAAAGAUCCUGAGCGGGCAAAACUGUGGUUACACGCUUGUCGUCGUACUGACCUGCUACCCAAGCUAAGUAGUUUAUCUAGAUCUAAAUACAGGCUAUGCGAAAGUCAUUUCGAGGAUAUACAUAUUUCCAAAAGUUGCUUGCAAAAGAAGCGCCUAUUUAAAAAUGCUGUUCCGUCCAUCUUUCCGGGAAGAGUACUCUAUAAAACAGCAAAGGAGAAGGUUUCUAAAGAAAGUAAAGUAAAAUCUCCUGAGAGGAACCAGCAAAUCGAUAUAUUAGAAGAUACCACAAUUGUGCCGAUACAAGACAAAAAAAAUGGUACUUCUGCCAAUAGUAGCUGUUCAAAAGGGCGACUAUUUAAUAAUGGCGUUCCGUCAAUGUUUCCAACAAGGAUAGUCCAAGAAACCCCAAACGAGGUUUCUACAAAAAGCAAAAUAAAAUCUCCUGAGAGAAACCAGAAAAUCCAUAGAUUACAAGGUACGAAAAUUGUGCCGAUACAAGACAAAAAAAAUGGUACUUCUGCUAAUAGUCACUGUUCAAAAAGACCCCUAUUUAAUAAGGGCGUUCCAUCCAUCUUUCCAAGGGUAGUCGAAGAAACUCGAAAGGAGGAGGUUUCUAAAAAAAGUAAAAUAAUAAUACCUCCUGAGCGAAACCAGGAAACCCAUAUAUUACAAGAUAAUAAAAUUGAGCCAAUACUAGACAAAAAAAAUCGUACUUCUGCCAAUAAACCAAAUUCACUAAAUAUUUAUAUUGGUAAGUUGCGUCAUGUUAUUAUUGUUGUUUCACCAGAUGAUUAAUUAAAUUUCUCACAUUUCCAAAUAGACCAUCAAUUUUCUGACUUUAUUUCAAAACUUAUUUGCAAACAAGUACAUGUUUGAUUUUGACAUAUUUUCUUUAACUUUUUUAUACAAAGUCUAUGUAUAUGUUCAAAAAAACAUGAAUAAAA